UACUUUUGUAGUAACAGUAAAAUUAAGAGAUUUGAAUCUUCUUAAGAAAUAUGGGCAUGGAGCUUCGUGUUCUAAUGGUGAUGGCUAUGGUUAUAGCUCUAACCUCUGUUGGUUCGGCAGCAAGUGGAACUGCCACUUACUACACCGCACCUUAUGUUCCCUCAUCAUGCUAUGGGUAUGAAGACGAAGGGACUAUGAUCGCAGCAGCAAGUGAUGCAGUUUGGAACAAUGGAGCAGCAUGUGGUACAUACUACACAGUGACAUGCACUGGGCCUACAAACCAAGGUGUGACACAACCUUGCUACAAUACAAGUGUAACCAUUAAGAUCGUCGAUUAUUGCCCUUCCGGUUGCCAAGGAACCCUUGAUUUGUCUCAAGAAGCUUUUUCCACCAUCGCCGAUCUCAAUGCCGGCAAAAUCUACAUCGAUUAUUAUUAAUUAAUUAGUAAGCAUGAAUGC
This is a messenger RNA of Telopea speciosissima, 458 nucleotides long. RefSeq names its product EG45-like domain containing protein. NCBI's taxonomy places the organism in Eukaryota, Viridiplantae, Streptophyta, Magnoliopsida, Proteales, Proteaceae. Gene Ontology annotation, biological process: systemic acquired resistance. Gene Ontology annotation, cellular component: apoplast; cell wall. The record is from RefSeq and is a predicted model, not a curated record. The coding region runs from base 51 to 437 and encodes 128 amino acids. The transcript has 2 exons.